Messenger RNA from Echinostoma caproni, 291 nucleotides. The record is from the annotation of a GenBank genome assembly. NCBI's taxonomy places the organism in Eukaryota, Metazoa, Platyhelminthes, Trematoda, Plagiorchiida, Echinostomatidae.
AUGAAUACCGAAUGUCUCCAGGCUGCGGCUCGAACCAUGGUCUGGUCAGAAGCAAACUAUGGGACUGGGGAGUCGUGGGAUUUGAUCAAGGAUAACCUGCUGAAUCUCACCAAUAGUUCCGCACCUCCGUAUCCCCUUAGGUCAUGGACCAUCCCGCUCUGGUGGUCCAGCCGAAUGAAAAAAGCCCUUGGUGGAAAGCGGGCCGCAGGGCAACGACCCUGUGCCACAGGCGGCUAUCUUAGACGAAAGUCUUUCGACUGCAUCCUCCUGGAUGCCAAAAGAGCUUUCUAG